GGGCUGAGCGCGGGAAGCUGUGGUGCCCCCGCCCGGCACACAGGCCCACGGGUCCCUGCAGAGACAGGGCACUCCCGGUCUGUGCUGCCCCCAUGUGUUCAGCAGGCAGAGCCCCCUGCUCUGGCUCCGCCCGUGACCUUGAUUUUCUGCUCUAGAUACUCCCUGCGACCCCACCCCUUCGGGAGGGAGCCAGCGAGCGAGGCCCCCCCACAGGCUGUGGGCAGAGGCUGUGAGUCAGCACUGCCCUUCCGAUUGGCAGCAGCCCCCUCUCCUCUCCCGGGAGCCGCAGUCACUUAGAGCCAGCUCCGCGCAGGAAGCAGCAGCAAUUAGCCGCGGCUGCAGCAGCUCCCUCCCCGGCUCCCGGCAGCUGGGGAACCUCUGGCCGAGGCCGGCUGAACGCACCGGCUUCCUGCGCCCUGCCCGGCCGGAUCCGGAGCACCCAGCUCCCUGCUCCUCUCUGGGGCUCUGGGGCCCCAGGCCCUGGCUGGACACAUGCGCCAGCCGCAUCUCUCCUUGCCCACGGGACCCCCGCCAAUCCCACAGAGGGGGCCUCGUCGGCUCCAGGCUGGUGCCCGGAGUGCAGCCGGGCUGGGCUGGAACACACUCUGUGGCUGCCUUGUCUCCGGACUUUAAAUAUUCAUGCCUUUGAUUUCCUGCUAGCUGGUGACGGCGGGAGCUGGGCUGGGGGCAGGGGCUGGCGCAGCAGGCCGGGGAGUGCUGGCAGGCGGCGUGGCAGGGUGCGGGGCGCUGGACUGGACAAUGGUCUCUGGGCAGCACGGCGUGAGGAUCUCCUGACAGGUGGAGGAGCCGCUCAGCCUGUGGCGCCGGCUGCCUCGCCCACGGCCCCCUCGGGUGCAGCCAGCGGCCUCGCCUGCUUCCUCUCUGCAGCUGAGCUGGAAUCGGGCAGGGGCCAGGGGUUGCUCUCCAGCUGGCUGCCCCGGCGUGUCCCUCCCUGUCCUGUCCUCGCCACGCUGCUUGUUAUUGACUGGCUGUAACGAGUGGGAACCUGCUGGCUCCUCGGACCCGGGGAGCGCCGGUGCACACGGGGCUGCGUGUCGCGGGGAGAUGAGCUUUGACUGUGAACAGACGCUGCUGCUCCCUCCUGCCUGCUCCCGGUGACGCUCGCCCGGAGUCCCUUUGGCUGGGGGCUCGGUGCCGGGAUCGCUGGGGCCGGCUCUCCCAGCGGUCAUGCUGUGCUGGAGGGGGGCUGGCCUAGCCCCAUGUUUCUGCAGUUCCUGCUCUGCAGGGUGCUGGCUGCCCUAGGCUCCUCGCCUCUCCAGGGGGCUGCCACCUCGCUCCCUGCUCCGGAGCCGGAUUGGCCCGCCCGAGCCCCUCCAGCAUGGAUCUGCUGCAGAAGAGUAAAUACAGCCACCUCCGGAACGAGUCGGUCUCCUCCCUGGAGGAGGCAGUGGCCGGCGUGGGGUCCCCAGGGUCCCCAGUGGAGUCCCUCGUCGCCACGCAGUCCCUGCCCGGCUCCCUGUCGUCCUCCUCCCUCAGCCCCAUGCUGCCCAUCGGGGAGCUCUCGUCGGAGUCCGAGGACAGCCCCACCACCCUGUGCUCCUUCUUCCCCAAAAUGGCCAACCUGAAGCUCUCCUACCCCGCCAACCUGCUCAGCCUGCGGGGCUUCUCGGCCGUCGGCAUGAAGGAGGCGGGGAGCCUCGGGGAGCCGGGUGCCCCUGGCCCCGAUUCAGCGGGGCCUGUCGCUGUCUGUCCCCAGGAUAUGAACAAGCUGAGCUGCGGGAAGAAGACGCGGGUGGAAGGCGGCCAGCUGGGGGGCGACGAAUGGACCCGCCACGGCAGCUUCGUCAAUAAGCCCACCCGCGGCUGGCUGCACCCCGACGACAAGGUCAUGGGCCCCGGCGUCUCCUACCUCGUGAGGUACAUGGGCUGCGUGGAAGUUCUGCAGUCCAUGCGGGCGCUGGAUUUCAACACCAGGACUCAGGUCACCAGGGAGGCGAUCAGCCUGGUGUGCGAGGCAGUGCCCGGUGCCAAAGGAGCCGUCCGGAGGAGGAAGCCCUGCGGCCGCUCACUGAACUCCAUCCUGGGCAAGAGCAACCUCAAAUUUGCCGGCAUGCCCAUCACCCUCACCAUCUCCACCAGCAGCCUCAACCUCAUGGCGUCCGACUGCAAACAGAUCAUCGCCAACCAUCACAUGCAGUCCAUCUCCUUCGCCUCAGGGGGGGACCCGGACACUGCAGAGUACGUUGCCUACGUUGCCAAAGACCCCGUCAAUCAGAGAGCCUGCCAUAUCCUGGAGUGUCCCGAGGGCCUGGCGCAGGACGUGAUCAGCACCAUUGGGCAGGCCUUCGAGCUGCGCUUCAAGCAGUACUUGAAAAACCCCCCAAAGCUCGUAACUCCCCAUGACAGGAUGGCUGGGUUCGACGGCUCGGCCUGGGACGAGGAGGAGGAAGAGCCAUCGGACCACCAGUACUACAACGACUUCCCCGGCAAAGAGCCACCCCUCGGGGGCGUGGUGGACAUGCGGCUGCGUGAUGGCGCCAGCGUGGCACAGGCGCCCAAUCACCUGGGGGCAACGCUGCCUGUGGGCCAGAUGUCCAGCGCAGAACACGACCCCCGGAAGCAGCACCCUCCUGCCCAAGGAAGGGAUAAAUACGCCCCCGGCGCCGGCCCAGCCCUCCGCACCGAUCUGUUUGACGACCCGUCCUACGUCAACGUGCAGAACCUGGACAGGUCGCGCCAGGCCUCUGCCGCCAGCAUCCCAGGCACGGCCAACGGCAGUGCCCAGCGAGACCUCUUCGACAUGAAGCCCUUCGAGGACGCCCUGCGUGUCCCGCCCACGGUGCCAGUGGGGCUGCCGCCGGCCCAGCUCCUAGCCUCCAUGGAGGAGCAGCUGCGGCGGGAGCCCUGGUACCACGGGAAGAUGAGCCGCAAGGAGGCGGAGAAGCUGCUGAAGGUGAACGGGGACUUCCUGGUGCGGGAGAGCACCACCACACCGGGCCAGUACGUGCUGACCGGGCUGCAGGGCGGGCAGCCCAAGCACCUGCUGCUGGUCGACCCCGAGGGAGUGGUGCGGACGAAGGAUCAUCACUUUGAGAGCGUCAGUCACCUGAUCAGCUACCACAUGGACAAUCACCUGCCCAUCAUCUCGGCGGGCAGCGAGCUGUGCCUGCAGCAGCCCGUGGAGAGGAGACUGUGAGGCAUGGGUGGCCUCAGGGGAGCCCCCCAGGCCCUGCCCACCCUGGCCUGCUCAUCCCCUCUCUGCCAGCAGGGCUCUUGGACUGUUUCAGCUGCUGCUUCCCCAGGAGGCCCUGGGGCUUCCCGUCUCUCCGCCAUGAGCUCAGACUCUCUGGGCUCACACCAGCCCCUCCGGAGACAGAGCAGAGGUGGAGGAGGCCGGGGGAGCCGGGACUGGGCAGAGGGCGGGGGCCUGUUUCUGCAUCCAGGGAGCUGCACCAGCCACAGCUCCACCUCUGCUAGCACCAAGCUCCAGCCUGGGUGGCUGUGUGCACUGCUCCGAAGGCCAAUUGCAACCACACACACUCGCCCUUGCCCCGCGUUCAUCCACCCUCGGGCAGGGCAGGUGGGAGGGAGCCUGCCCUGACCGCCGAGCCUCUGUGAGGAAGGUGAGGGUCAAUCUUAUUGGCUCAGAGGCCUGCCUGUCUGGAGGUUGCGGAGCGCUCCUGGCCCUCGCCCUCCCCUAGAGGCAGCUCACCCCAGCAGGGAAGGGCUGGAUUCUCAUCUGCCAUUCCCCUGCAAUCCCUAGGGGUCAGCACCCAUGGGUGGCACCACCUGCGUGACCCCUUUGGGAGAGCCACCCGCACCACAGAGCAGCACCAUGGCUCCUGCUGCACAGAGCGAGAACAAGGGAGAUUUUCCCCAGAGGGCGGGAGUGGAAGGCCCCUGCCCUCCUCAGGUGAACCCGGCCCUCUGCUCUGCGAAGCACAAGGCUGGGCCGGCCACACACCGAAUGUACCCGAUCACUUUACGUAUUAACUCUGUGCCUUGACCCUCCACAGGUCCCAGAUACUUAUGCAAAGCAGUUGGCCCUGGGGCGGGCUGGGGAGAGCAGUCCGCCCACCCUGGGAGCACAGCCCCUGUCCUCACACAAGGCUCCUAGAGGCCACAGCCAGGCCUGGUCCCGCCCCAGCGUCCUGCUGGCUGGAAGCAGAGCUCAGGUGGCCCCUUCUGCAGCAGGCUGCUCACAGUCCCACUCCUCAUCCUGGAAGGCAAUGCCCAGCCUGUGUCCAGGGAGGGGCAUGGAUGGAAAUGAGAUGGGGUAAAUGGGGUUCUCCAUAGGAGGGCAAGAGCCCCUUGGCCCCCCUGCCCUUGGAGGGGAGCAGUGCUGUACACUACGCCCUUCUGCCCCUUGGGCAGGGUAUGUCACAGCCAGUUCCCUGUACUCCAGCUCGGUCUGGGCCAACCACGCAGCCAAAGGAAGCACGUAGCACCCAACAAGAUUGCAGCCGGAAGGGGGGAACCAGAACUCCCCACCUCAGGGGACAAGUGGGCUGCUGAAGUCCCAGGGGGACAGGACAGCUGGCCUGAGCUCUGCUCCUUCUCCCCAGCCCGCGCUAAGCAGUGUCUGCCGGGAGCAGCCUCCCGGGCUUCCCAGGCUCUGCUGCAGUGGCAGGUGAGCCCUCUCCCUGCAGGGCAUGAAGCCUGCCCGCCACUGGGUCUGCACGGACUGUGGGGAUCCCACUGUUGCAUGCACAUUGUUAUACUCUGAAGCCAAAGUGUAACCCUCCCCUCACGCCUCCUGCUCCCCCCAGAGGAGUCAGCCUGGGCUCAGAGGGGGGAGGGUUUUGCUUUCUCCCCUCCCCCUUCUCUCUUUCUCCUUUAUAUGGGUUUGAUUUGUUACCAGGUCUUGAUUAUACCAAAGGAAUCGGAUGGUUAUUAUUAAAGUUAGUAUUUCUUUAA
Chrysemys picta bellii (western painted turtle) is the source of this 4878-nucleotide messenger RNA. It is a transcript of the gene SHC1, whose product is annotated as SHC adaptor protein 1. Gene Ontology annotation, molecular function: receptor tyrosine kinase binding. Gene Ontology annotation, biological process: intracellular signal transduction; insulin receptor signaling pathway; epidermal growth factor receptor signaling pathway. NCBI's taxonomy places the organism in Eukaryota, Metazoa, Chordata, Testudines, Emydidae. Gene Ontology annotation, cellular component: plasma membrane. The record is from RefSeq and is a predicted model, not a curated record.